ACGUCGUUGGAACCUUCAGCUGUCAGACUUUGGCCACCCUAAAAGUGGAGGUUUUGUUAGCAAACUAACUCGAACUGUUCAACCCGCGCAGACUUUAUUUAAAGUUGUGCAUCCAUCUGCGGAUUGAUCUUUGAACGCGCCAGCUGGUGAUUGUAGCACUGAGAUUGCACGAAGACGAACUGUUUAGUUUUAAUCGCUGCUAGUUUUUGCACAAGCCAGCGAUCCUGAGCGGGUGUAAGGCUAGAUGCAGGGAGGGAGGGAGUAAAAAAAGGCAAAAGUCUUUGUGCUUCCCUUCCCCCUCAUCAAAGCAAAGGGGAAAUGUCUCUGUCUAAAGGAGGGAAGAAGAAGAACCCUGGGCUGAAGCUGGCCAAAGAAGUGUUUGCACAGCCCCCCCCAGCAGCAGCAGCGCCCCCUCGAGAUCUUGACUCGAAAGCUUGCGUCACAAUUGGAGACCAGAACUUUGUGGUGAAGGCAGAUGACUUGGAGCAGAUUGGAGAGCUGGGCAGGGGGGCGUACGGCGUGGUCGACAAGAUGAAACAUGUGCCCAGCGGUGUUAUCAUGGCUGUCAAGAGGAUUCGUGCCACCGUCAACACGCUGGAGCAGAAGAGGCUUCUGAUGGACUUGGACAUUUCUAUGAGGACAGUGGACUGCUUCCACACCGUCACAUUCUACGGUGCCCUCUUCAGAGAGGGGGAUGUCUGGAUCUGCAUGGAGCUGAUGGACACGUCUCUGGAUAAGUUCUAUAAGAAGGUUAUCGAGAAAGGCAAAGACUUCCCAGAGGACAUCCUGGGCAAGAUCACAGUAGCAAUUGUCAAGGCAUUAGAGCAUCUGCACAGUAACCUGUCUGUGAUACACAGAGAUGUGAAGCCCUCCAAUGUUCUGAUCAACACUCAGGGCCAAGUGAAAAUGUGUGACUUCGGCAUCAGUGGCCACCUGGUCGACUCAGUGGCCAAAACAAUGGACGCAGGCUGCAAGCCCUACAUGGCGCCUGAGCGGAUCAACCCCGACCUCAACCAGAAAGGCUACAGUGUCAAGUCAGACAUAUGGAGUCUUGGCAUCACCAUGAUUGAACUGGCCAUAUUGAAAUUCCCCUACGACUCAUGGGGAACCCCGUUCCAGCAGCUCAAACAGGUGGUGGACGAGCCGUCCCCACAGCUGCCUGCCGACCGUUUCUCCCCAGAGAUGGUGGACUUCAUCUCCCAGUGCUUAAGAAAGAAGCCAAAUGAGAGACCAGCUUAUACAGAAUUAAUGCAACAUCCAUUUCUCACCCUGCAUGACUCCAAAGACACAGACGUGGCCAGUUUUGUCAAGGUCAUCCUCAAAGACUGAGGGCCCGGCCCAUCAGGCUAGGCAGGACCUCUUAGCAACCAAACCAAUGGCCUACCUUUUCUCUUUUUCUUUUUUAAAAACUCACUGGAAUGACUCUCACACACACAACAGGCGGGCGACCCAAAGACUGACAGCAGCCCAGCAGCACUGGAGAGAAAGAGAGAGAGAGAGAGAGAGAGAGAGAGAGAGAGAAGAGAGAGAGAGAGAGAGAGAGAGAGAGUGUGGUGGUAAUAUGAACUCAUACAGUUAAAUCCAACUGGAGAGGUUUAAUUCGCUCCUCCAAGCUUCCUGUGUGUGCAAUUAUUCAACUUGGCAAAUAGGAACUGAACCAGAUUUUAUUUUUUUUGCCCCACUGCCCAUUUUUUAUCUCUCUUCAGAACGGACAGAGCCAGCCAUCAUUUCUUUGUGACACUUAUUGUAUGAAUACUUUGAAUUUCAUCUGCAAAAAACCAACAGUUAAUGUGUAUGUUGUUGUGUAUUGAAAGCUAUAUUUGCAUAUGCGUUUGUAUGUUUCUCAUUAUACAGACUUUUGAUACUGUAUAUCACCGACAAGUGUGAAUUUUACCGGACUAGGGCCUUAUUGUCAUAUCGCAUCAGCUGAACCGUACGACCGGGGUCUGUCCUGAUUGGUCAGUGCAGGGGCUGCUUUCAUGGCAGCGCCAUGCUCUUGAGCUGAGACAAACAUGUAAGAAAUGUCAACGGUCACAUUUUGGACGGGAGGCAUUUCAUAUCAUUUAUAGAUCUAUUACAAAGUGAGGCGGGAAUGUAAAGCGUCCCGUAACACCUGAUCCGAUUGUGAUCCGGGCUGAGGCCCUUCAUGCAGUGACCCCCCCCCCCCCUCCGUACUCGUCUUUUUUUUGGGUAUUAACGAGUCGCCUUCACUGCUGCGAUCGUUUCUACCUGAAAGUAUUCAGGGGUUGCCUAACCAAGCUCACAGCUUUAUCUCUUUCUCUGUGCCAUUUUGUAAAUCGUUCUCAUGAAUUACUGCAUUAACUGUGUUUUUCCUCUUUGUUCUGGUCUUGCGUUUAGAUUUGAUUUCAGCAGCAUUUAAACGCAUGCCUUUGCCUACUGUUCUUAAUUCUGGAGUCGGCAUAGUCUUUUCAUAUGAGGCACUUACAUUUUCUUUUUUCAGAGAUAUUAUUAUGCAUUACACAGACAGUAUGUUAGGGGAAUAAUUUAUGUGUUGAAGAUGUAAAUACUAUUUCCUUUUUUAAUGUAACAUGGCACUGUCCUUACCUGGCAGUGCAGAUGAGGAGUGGUUGGUAGUAGUCAGUUUUAAUGCAGUGUGACACACACACACACACACACAUUUAUUUGUACUCGGCCGGCUGACUAUUAUACACCGAUUUUGGACUGAUGUGCUGUCAGGCUAUACCGCUCAGGUUUCCUCCUUCAUGCGGAGAUGACUCCCAUUUUCUUUUUCCCCAGGUCGUACUCCAGAGCCUCUUUUCAGUCCAAGGCGGGCAGCCAUUUUCUGUUUUGUCUGACCAUACUAUGCAGAGCUUCUUCACCUCGGAUUCACUGCAAGAGGCCCUUGUCAUGUGACAGUUUCCCCACUUCAAGUGUUCAGAGACUGUGAUGGCGGUGAAAGUGAUGAUGAUGACGGUCUAGCACUCAUUGCCUCUGGUUUACACUGUAGUGCAACCUUUAUCAAAAGUCAGUGAGCGAGGAGUAUUUAUGAUUGUGAAUAAUAAGGGAAAGCUAGCAACACCACAAAGAAGCUGCUAUUUUAUUUCUUUUUUCCCCAUUUUGUUUUUCUUUUUAGUCUGCCUUCUUUGGAUGGCCAUUCCCUUGGUGUGUAAAAGUUGUGUUUUUACGCUGGUCACAAUGAGAAUGGAACACUUGCUCUACCUCUUCCUCCUUCACUCUAUUUGCCACCUUGUCAUUGGGUGGGACUGACAAACUUGAACUAUAUGGAAAGACAAAAAAUAAAGGCUUUAUUGUUCAGUA
Molecule: messenger RNA, 3279 nt
Organism: Trematomus bernacchii (emerald rockcod)
Lineage: Eukaryota; Metazoa; Chordata; Actinopteri; Perciformes; Nototheniidae
Product: dual specificity mitogen-activated protein kinase kinase 6-like
Exons: 12
Coding region: 319-1329 (336 amino acids)
Biological process (GO): MAPK cascade; protein phosphorylation
Molecular function (GO): ATP binding; MAP kinase kinase activity
Source: RefSeq, a predicted model, not a curated record